AUGGCCUCAGGCUCGUCCUCUAACCCCCCGAGCUUCCUGCUCUACUCAUGCAUCGCCAACCGCACUACAAUCCUGGCGGAGCACUCCUCACCAGGAGCCUCCUCCACAGCCGCCUCCUCUCUCGCCUCCAUCAUCCUCCCAAAGAUCACCCACGACAAGCCCCAGAAACUCACCUACACCCACGAACGCCUAUUCUGGUCGCAUCCGCCGAAACAAGGCCGACGCAUCCCAUUCGCCUACCUCCUCGAAAUGAAACGCAAGUUCUUAACAACCUACAACCCAUCCAGCACAGACUUCAGCGCCCUACCAGCCUACGGCUGCGCAGCGUUCAACGCCGAACUCCGCUCGCUACUACAAACAUACAACACCGCGCCGCCGGGCGACUCGCUUGCGUCUGCGAAGCGGGAGAUCGAUAGCGUGCGCGAUAUCAUGACGGAGAAUAUUGAGCGGGUUCUUGAGCGUGGGGAGCGAAUUGAUUUGCUUGUUGAUAAGACGGAUCGGUUGGGGGGUAGUGCGCAUGAUUUUCGGAUGCGGAGUCGUGGGCUGCGUCGACGGAUGUGGUGGAAGAAUAUUAAGUUGAUGGUUUUGUUGGGUGUUGUUGUUGUUUUCCUUCUUUAUCUCUUUAUUGGGAUGGGAUGUGGAUUGCCUGCGUGGUCGAAGUGUGUUAGCCAUAGCUCAUGA
This is a messenger RNA of Penicillium cosmopolitanum, 681 nucleotides long. Its product is annotated as synaptobrevin family protein. The transcript is spliced from 3 exons. Gene Ontology annotation, biological process: vesicle-mediated transport. The coding region runs from base 1 to 681 and encodes 226 amino acids. The record is from RefSeq and is a predicted model, not a curated record. Gene Ontology annotation, cellular component: membrane. Lineage: Eukaryota; Fungi; Ascomycota; Eurotiomycetes; Eurotiales; Aspergillaceae.